UUUUGGGUGUCAAUUUUGUCUGUAAAUUGUAGGCAUUUCAUUAGUUUUCUUGACAAUAUUGUUCCAAUAAAUAAAUAGGAAUUGAAGAAAAAUGAUGAAUGAUGAACUUCAUAAUUUUUUUUUAAAAAAAUAAAUCAAAAUUACUUAUUAAAAAAAAAAAAAGGCUAAAAAGAAGAAGCAAAAGAUUAUUGAUGAGGUAGUGGAAGGCAAGGCAGAGGCUCAUGCUCGUCGGUCAUCUGUUGUCGUAUGAGAGAAGAUGCACUGCCUCAAACUCAAAACAAUGCUUUUGCCAUCGCUACAAUGCUCUUUCAACACACUUGGACCUUGUUUAACCCUCAAAACAAAAAUCAAGUGCUUUUCUUCCUCUUCUUCUUCGUUGCAGUACACACCGUGGUCUGGUCUCCAAACCUGGAGAGAUAGCCCGGUUAAUGAAGAUCGUAGUUGGGGACCCAAUGGCCCCCAACCCCAACCAUUGCCUUUACACUCACAGCCCUCCACACCUGAUUCUUCCUGCGACUUUCAUAUACUCGCAUCCUCAGCUUCGUCUCUUGCGGAGCUCGGUGCUCUGGUUCUCUCAACCAGUGACCCUCUCACAAAGUCCAGGCUUUCUCAUCUCGCUUACACCAGGUGGCGCCAUGAGAAUCUCCCGAUUGGUGUGGCCGAACCGCCGUCUCGGCCGGCUCGACCCCCUAAACCCGAGCUGGUAUCUCCAAAGGAAAUUCCAGCUCCAAAAAACUCAGCGUUGCCUCUCAAUGCUUAUAUGCUGCAUAAUCUUGCUCAUGUGGAGCUAAAUGCAAUUGAUUUGGCUUGGGAUACUGUUGUUCGGUUUUCGCUAUUCAGUGAAACACUUGAGGAGGGGUUCUUUGCUGAUUUCGCUCAUGUUGCUGAUGAUGAGAGUCGCCAUUUUGCUUGGUGUUCACAGAGACUUGCCGAGCUUGGUUACAAAUAUGGAGACAUGCCUGCUCACAAUUUGCUUUGGAGGGAGUGUGAGAAAACAUCUGAUAAUGUUGCUGCACGUUUGGCAGCAAUCCCACUAGUACAGGAGGCUAGAGGACUUGAUGCUGGGCCUCGACUUGUGCAAAGAUUGGUGGGUUUUGGAGACCUUAGAACGUCAAAUAUUGUCGCAAAAAUUGCUGAUGAAGAAGUUGCUCAUGUAGCUGUUGGAGUGGAUUGGUUUAUUGAUGUCUGUCUGAAAUUGGGUCGUCCUCCAUGCUUCACUUUUAAAGACUUGUUAAAAGAAUAUAAUGUGGAGUUAAAAGGGCCGUUCAAUUAUUCAGCUCGAGAUAUAGCUGGCAUUCCGCGUGAUUGGUACGAUGUAUCUUCUACGAACAAACAAGAUGAAAAUAAGCAGCUUUCUGCAGUUUAUGCGAGGCUUGCUUCAAUUAUAUCCAUGGAGAGUCAGAAUUCAAGUUUAAAUACCCCUUCUCCUUCUCCUGAAUGAUGAGCUAUGGCAAUCAACGAAGAUGCUUAUAUAGGUAUUAGGUUCUAUGUUUAGUACAUCUGAUAUAUGGGAGCUAUUUCUUUAUCCUUUGUAGCUAGCUAUUUUGUAUAUUCUCAUCUUUGCCACACCUCAUAUAUAUAAAUUUAAGCGCAAUUCUGUAAUGAUUUGUUAAGAACAGUUACUUUAAAUAAUCAUAUCUUUGUAAGAAUAGGCAGCUGGUAGAGACACCGAUCAAUUUUAAAUAACAUGAAAUGUGAACUCAACCAAUGAAGGCUGCUCUAUCAUCUUCAUGGUUAUCAAGAAGGAUAAGUGACUGACUGACUAUAAGGGAAGAAUAUGACUGACUGUUAUUAUAGGUCACACACAGAAAGCAAUGCCUUUUCCUUUUCCUUUGCUGUAAGUGAUCUUGGUUAUCUAUAUAAUUUUAAUUUUCA
Cannabis sativa is the source of this 1875-nucleotide messenger RNA. RefSeq lists its product as uncharacterized. The record is from RefSeq and is a predicted model, not a curated record. The coding region runs from base 257 to 1441 and encodes 394 amino acids. The transcript is spliced from 7 exons. Lineage: Eukaryota; Viridiplantae; Streptophyta; Magnoliopsida; Rosales; Cannabaceae.